Molecule: messenger RNA, 1209 nt
Organism: Glycine soja
Lineage: Eukaryota; Viridiplantae; Streptophyta; Magnoliopsida; Fabales; Fabaceae
Exons: 3
Coding region: 506-1036 (176 amino acids)
Molecular function (GO): protein binding
Source: RefSeq, a predicted model, not a curated record
CAGUUUUUUUAAAACUUUUAGUUUUUUUUUUCUAAUAAUAAUGUGAAUAUUUGUAUUUCCUGUAUCACCCGUUUGUUUCUAUUUUAGAAUAAAAUAGAAGACGUAUGGUUGCCUAAUUAAUGUAUAUAAUUUGUUUAUAGGUUUUUUUUAUCCAAAUAAAAAUUAUAAUGAAAAAUUUCAAAAAUAAUAUUUGUUUCAAGAGUUUAACUCAUUCAUACAUGAUUUCAAAUAAAAAAAAAAUUUAACUCAUGGUUUGUGACAUGAAUUUGUGACAUAAAUUGAGUAGCAAUUCUACUUAAAUUAUUUGUUAUCUAAACCUUUUGUGCAUGAAGUUUCUUUUUUGAUAAAAAUAAAUUAAGUAUUGAUGAUGGAGAAGUCUUUCAUUGGAGCAAGUUAUAUAUAGUUUUAUUUUAUGUUAGUAGUAUAUUAGUAUAUAUCAAUCUAAAGUGGUUCAGCUGCCUCUAAAGUUGUUUUAGCUGCUUCUAAAGUGGCAAGCAGCGUGCCUAUGCCUGACAUUACUAAAAAGGAGACAGGUUUCUCAGAGGCUAAAGCAUUCAAGCAUGUUAAGGCCUUAUCUCAGAUACCCUCUCCUCCUUUUUCUUCUGACCAGAGUCCUCUCAUUCAGGUACCUUGGGGAGUAAAACAAAAAAUAAGGCUAAUGUAUCAUAAGAUAUGUCUUUGUUUUGGAAUUGGCAUUGAAUUUGAAAUAAUGAGUGUGGCCACUAAUAAAGCUUCUUUCAGGGUGAUAAAGUUACAGGGACAAGUGGUCAUUUUGAGAAAAUGCUUUCAUCUGUUGCACCUGAUAAGCAUACUUGUACAUCGGGCAACUCAAAGAACUGGAUGGUGUUGUCAAUUUCAGGGGAUAAGCCUACUCCUAGAUCCUAUGUGCCUUUGGAGGGUUUUAGCGCUCUUCAAGGAAUUUCAGGUGCCCAGAGGUUUCAGAUACAUAAGGCAUAUGAGAGUUUUGAUCACUUAUCUUCAAUAUGGUCAUUUGAUACAUAUACAGAGUGUUGGUCACCCAUGGAAACAAAGGUAGAAAGUUGAUCUUGGAGAUUUUCCAUAUUAGGAAUCCAAAUAUUAGGGCAUAUGCUACUGAAUUGGCAUUCUUUCUUAUAUGUAAUUAUAAAACCUAAUUCAAUUAUAAAGUAAGUCUCAUACACAUUAGGUUCAAUUAUAUUUGCAUUGUUAUUGCCAUUCAGGAACAAAAAG